AUGUCUCCGACCGAGAACAUGCUGCUGGAGGCUUCCUCGCCGACCUUCGUCACGAACGGAACUCUGCCGAGCGUGUCGAUGGCGACGGAGGAACCCGUGGCUUCGCCUGCCACGAUCGCCACGCUGGCUUCGCUAUUCGCCGCCAUCGGCAUAUCGGGGGUGCUGGGCAACGCGUUUGUGGUGUGCGCCGUCCUUGGCGACCGAGACAUGCGCAGCUCGGUGACCAACCUGUUCAUCCUUAACCUGGCACUGAGCGACCUCACCAUACUGCUGGCGUGCGUGCCGGACAUCGUGCUCUUCAUCCGGAACCGCGGCUGGGAGCUGGGCUUGGGCAUGUGCCGCGCACUGCGCUUCAUCGAGGUCAUGGCACUCUACGCGUCCGUCAUGACUCUGGUUAGCGUCUGCGUCGAGCGGUAA
This is a messenger RNA of Rhipicephalus sanguineus (brown dog tick), 417 nucleotides long. Its product is annotated as neuropeptide receptor 15. Gene Ontology annotation, cellular component: membrane. Gene Ontology annotation, molecular function: G protein-coupled receptor activity. The transcript has a single exon. The record is from RefSeq and is a predicted model, not a curated record. NCBI's taxonomy places the organism in Eukaryota, Metazoa, Arthropoda, Arachnida, Ixodida, Ixodidae. Gene Ontology annotation, biological process: G protein-coupled receptor signaling pathway. The coding region runs from base 1 to 417 and encodes 138 amino acids.